Molecule: messenger RNA, 2227 nt
Organism: Lycium ferocissimum
Lineage: Eukaryota; Viridiplantae; Streptophyta; Magnoliopsida; Solanales; Solanaceae
Product: AT-rich interactive domain-containing protein 5-like
Exons: 13
Coding region: 58-1881 (607 amino acids)
Biological process (GO): regulation of transcription by RNA polymerase II
Cellular component (GO): nucleus
Molecular function (GO): DNA binding
Source: RefSeq, a predicted model, not a curated record
AGCUGUAUGCUUGAAUUUUGAUACACAUGAUAUGCUGCAUGUGAAUUCAUUUUCAGAAUGGAUAAGAGUGACGUAGAGAUGGAGGAUGCCGAAAAGAAGGUUCAUGAUACUGUGGUAGAGUCAGAAACUAAUAAGCUUGAUUCCAGUUUGAAACCUGAAGGGACUGCUGUUGAUGGCCAACAGUCCACCGCGUCGCCCGUGGAGUGCCAAGACAGUGCUAAAACCGAGGCGGAACAAAAUAACCACUCUGAGAGUGGGGCUAAGAGUCCGAUGCCUGCUAAAAAUGGGAAUGGACAGCAGAAAAGUGAUGCGGUGGAAGGUGAAAGCAAUGUUAAUGAUGAGACAAUGGACCAGACUGAUUCAAAGGGUGCGGUAGAGGACCAGAGGACUGCUGCAAGCGAGACAGCGAACCAAAGUGACACUACAAGCCAUCCAGAGACUCAAGGCAUUACAGUAGGUGAUGACCAAAACAAUGCUACAGGUGGAACACAAGGAGAAGCCAAAAUUGAGAAAAAAGAAGGGGAUCUUGAUGCAGAUGCCGCCAUGAAGAAGGAAGAACCUAUUGGAAAUGUUGCAGACCAUGAUACUGGAGGUGUAAACAUGCAGGUACAUGAGGAGCUACCUGCUAAUGAAGUAGGUAAGAGUGGCAACGAGGUGAAGGAAGUUCAUCAGGCUGAGGACUCAAACAAAGAGGUUCAUCAAAAUGGGGAUGAUAUGAUGGUUGAUGAACAGAAGGAAGUGGAACAUAAAACUAAUGCCACAAGUGUUACCGCUGAUCAUGAUGCUAGAUCGAAUGAGUUGUCAGAGACAAAAGAUGAUGUUAAGAAUACUGCUAUUGCAAAGAUGCCAGAGCCAACCACUCCAAAUUUGUCGGUGAAAUCUGCCGCUGGAAAAGCUGGACCGCAUACUGGGGAAGCAUCAAAUAAAAUCUUCGAUGAAGCAAAGAUGGCUGAUGAUGAGGAUGAAGAUGAGGAUUGGAAUGAUGAUGGGUCACCAGACGAUCUAGCAGCAUUUAUGAGAGAACUUGAAAGUUUUUACAGGGAGAGGGCGAUGGAAUUUAAACCACCUAAGUUUUACGGGCAUCCUCUUAAUUGCCUGAAGUUAUGGAGAUCUGUGAUCAGAUUGGGUGGCUAUGAUCGGGUGACUGGAGCCAAGUUGUGGAGGCAAGUAGGGGAGUCGUUUAAUCCCCCCAAGACUUGCACAACUGUGUCCUGGACAUUCCGCAUUUUUUAUGAGAAGGCCCUUUUAGAAUAUGAAAGGCACAAGACACAAAGCGGAAAGCUUCGACUUCCUGUUGCUGCUCUUCCUGAAGCAGGUGGCGACAAUGAGGGAAAUGGUCAUCAAACUCCUGGAUCAGGCAGGGCGAGAAGAGAUGCUGCUGCCCGUGCUAUGCAAGGAUGGCAUGAGCAACGUCUUCUUGGUUGUGGCGAGGUUGGGGAGCCAAUUGUAAAGGAAAAGAAUGCUAACGUUAUGCCAAAGCGUGAGAAGAAUCUCAAAAGCAUUGGUUCUAUAAAACACAAGAGACCAGAUGAAGUGGAACGCCCUUCAAAAGUGGCAAGAACUGAAACAUUUAAGCAGUUGGUUACAACAGUUGUUGAUUUGGGACCUCCAGCUGAUUGGGUAAAAAUCAAUGUGCGAGAAACAAAAGAUUGCUUUGAGGUCUACGCUCUGGUGCCUGGGCUUUUGAGGGAGGAGGUGCGGGUUCAAUCUGAUCCUGCUGGUCGUCUGGUCAUAACUGGUCAGCCGGAGCAACUUGACAACCCUUGGGGUAUUACCGCCUUCAAAAAGGUAGUAAGCCUGCCUGCUAGAAUCGAUCCACUACAGACUUCUGCUGUUGUAAGCCUCCAUGGACGGCUCUUUGUUCGUGUACCAUUUGCAUAGGGAAAUUGGCUUGAGGGAGUUUUGAACAUAUAGCUGAACUUGAUUGACAAAGCAGGGAUGCUGGUAGUUAACCAACGUCGGUGAGCGUCACGUUGUGGAUGCUAGGCCUUAGAUUGUUGGACUUGUGUAUGAUUAGUUUGUUCAGAUUAGUUGGUAACGUUCUGUGGGCCAAAACUUGAAGCUAGGAACCUGACAGCAAAGGAGGCAUGUCCGGCUACAGCCGCCCUGUGACACAUUUUUUAACUUUGGGAUUGAGGGGAUUUAUGAGUAGAAUAGCUAGAACCUUUUUGUUGUUCUGAUGGUAAUAUUGAUACUAAUUUAUUUUUAGUUAGCAUUUGACUGUCCA